CAACACAGCAGGCUUGCUACAGGGCUGAUCAUCUCCCUGCAGCUGCUGCGGGGCGACAUGGAGCAGGUCCGCAGAGAAAACCCGCUCAUUUUCAGCAGGGGGGUGGCCAUCACACGCAAACUGGGAUUCCCAGAUGUCAUCAUGCCCGGUGACAUCCGUAACGACCUGUACCUGACACUGGAGCGAGGAGAUUUUGAGAGGGGAGGGAAAAGCGUUCAGAAGAACAUCGAGGUGACCAUAUAUGUGCUGUAUGCCGACGGAGAAAUCCUCAAGGACUGCAUCAGUCUGGGAUCAGGUGAGCCCAACGUGCCAGAGCACCGCUCCUUUGUGCUCUACCAUAACAACAGCCCGCGAUGGAGCGAGGUGAUCAAACUGCCGAUUCCCAUUGACCGUUUCAGAGGGUCCCACCUGCGCUUCGAGUUCAGACACUGCUCCACAAAGGACAAAGGAGAGAAAAAGCUGUUUGGUUUUGCCUUUACGCCUCUAAUGAGAGAGGAUGGAACUACUCUCUCUGAUGAGAGCCACGAGCUGUAUGUCUACAAGUGUGAUGAAAACACGACCUUCAGUAACCACGCCCUCUACCUGGGGCUGCCCUGCUGUAAGGAGGACUUCAACAGCUGUCCCAACAUCCCCUCCAGCCUCAUUUUCCAGCGCAGCAUGAAAGAGACCUUCUGGAUUUCCACACAGCUCUCCUCCACCAAGCUCACCCAGAACGUGGACCUCUUGGCCCUGCUGAAGUGGAAGGCCCAUCCCGACCGGGUCAUGGACAUCCUUGGACGGCUUCGGCAUGUCAGCGGAGAAGAGAUCGUCAAGUUUCUUCAGGACAUUCUGGACACCUUGUUCUCCAUCUUGGAUGACAACACAGACAAAUAUGGGCCGCUGGUGUUUCAGUCAUUGGUGUUCAUCAUAAACCUGCUCAGGGACAGUAAAUAUUACCACUUCAGGCCGGUGAUGGACACUUACAUCCAGAAGCACUUUGCUGGAGCGUUAGCUUACAAAGAGCUGAUCCGCUGUCUGAAGUGGUACAUGGAUCGCUCUGCUGAGGUGGUGAGGCAGGACCACAUACAGGAAGCCAUGAGGGCUUUGGAGUAUCUGUUCAAGUUCAUCAUCCAGUCUCGGAUCCUGUACUCUCGGGCCACGUGUGGCAUGGAGGAGGAGCAGUUUCGCACCAGCAUCCAAGAACUCUUUCAGUCGAUCCGCUUCGUCCUCAGCCUGGACAGCCGCAACUCCGAGACGCUCAUCUUCACUCAGGCUGCACUUUUGAACUCGUUCCCAGCCAUCUUUGAUGAGCUGCUGCAGAUGUUUACGGUCCAAGAGGUGGCCGAGUUUGUGCGCGGCACCCUGGGCAGCAUGCCGUCCACGGUGCACAUAGGACAGUCCAUGGAUGUGGUCAAGCUGCAGUCCAUAGCUCGGACCGUGGACAGCCGGCUCUUCUCUUUCCCAGAGUCUCGGAGGAUCCUACUUCCUGUGGUCCUCCAUCACAUCCACCUGCACUUGAGGCAACAGAAAGAGCUUCUCAUCUGCUCUGGAAUACUCAGCUCUAUAUUCUCGAUCAUCAAGACCAGCUCACUGGACACGUCGGUGCAGGAGGAGGUGGAGAUGAUGGUGGAGUCCCUGUUGGACGUCCUCCUGCAAACCCUGCUGUCAAUCAUGAGCAAGAGCCAAUCGCAGGAGGCGGGAGAGUACGUGUCCUGCCUCCUGUCGCUUCUCCGUCAGAUGACAGAUAUCCACUUCCAGCACCUGAUGGAAAACUUCCAGAGCAAAGAUGAGCUGAAGGAGUUUCUGCUGAAGAUUCUGUGUGUGUUUAGAAAUCUGAUGAAGCUCAGCAUUUUCCCCCGAGACUGGAAUAUCAUGAGACUCCUCACCAGCAACAUCAUCCUGACCACAGCGCAGUACCUCUCUCCUGCUCUGCACAAGAACUUUACAGAAGCCGACUUUGACUUUAAGGUGUGGAAUUCCUACUUCAGCCUGGCGGUGCUCUACAUCAACCAGCCCAGUUUACAGUUGGAAAAUUUGAGUCCUGCUAAGAGGAAGAAGGUCUUAGACAAAUACGGGGACAUGAGAGUGAUGAUGACCUACGAGCUUUUCAGCAUGUGGCAGAAUCUGGGUGAGAAUAAGAUCCACUUCAUUCCCGGAAUGAUUGGUCCGUUCCUGGGAGUGACGCUGGUCCCGCAGGUGGAGGUGCGAAACAUCAUGAUCCCGAUUUUCCAUGACAUGAUGGACUGGGAGCAGCGCAAGAAUGGGAACUUCAAACAGGUGGAGGCUGAGCUGAUUGACAAGCUGGACAGUUUGGUGUCGGAGGGGAAAGGAGACGAGAACUACAGGGAGCUCUUCGGUUUGCUAACCCAGCUGUUUGGGCCUUACCCCAGCCUGCUGGAGAAGAUCGAGCAGGAGACGUGGAGAGAGACGGGCAUCUCCUUCGUUACCUCUGUCACACGACUGAUGGAGCGACUGCUCGACUACCGGGACUGUAUGAAGGGAGAUGAAACAGAAAACAAGAAGAUUGGCUGCACAGUUAACCUCCUGAACUUCUACAAGUCAGAGAUCAACAAGGAGGAGAUGUACAUCCGCUACAUCCACAAACUGUGUGACAUGCAUCUGCAGGCGGAGAACUACACAGAGGCCGCGUUCACCCUGCUGUUAUACUGGGAGCUGCUGCACUGGGACGAACGUCCUCUGAAGGAGUUCCUGCAUUAUCCUGCUCAGACCGAGUGGCACCGCAAGGAGGGGCUCUGCAGGAAAGUCAUCCACUACUUCAACAAGGGGAAGUGUUGGGAGUAUGGCAUUCCUCUGUGCAGGGAGCUGGCCUUCCAGUACGAAUCCCUGUACGACUACCAAAGUCUCAGCUGGAUACGGAAAAUGGAGGCGGCCUAUUACGACAACAUCAUGGAGCAGCAGCGCCUGGAGCCCGAGUUCUUCAGGGUCGGCUUCUACGGCAGGAAGUUCCCUUUCUUCCUCAGAAACAAAGAGUUUGUCUGCCGUGGUCAUGACUACGAAAGGUUAGAAGCCUUCCAGCAAAGGAUGCUGGGAGAAUUCCCGCAAGCCAUUGCAAUGCAGCACCCCAACCAACCAGACGAGGCCAUCCUGCAGUGUGACGCACAGUACCUCCAGAUCUACGCAGUAACGCCAGUGCCGGACAGCGUGACCGUCCUUCAGAUGGACCGUGUACCAGACCGCAUUAAGAGCUUCUAUCGAGUGAACAACGUUCGCCGCUUCCGUUACGACCGGCCCUUCCACAAAGGCCCCAAAGAUCGAGACAAUGAGUUCAAAAGUCUGUGGAUAGAAAGGACGACUCUCAUCCUCACCCACCCUCUGCCCGGGAUUUCCCGCUGGUUUGAGGUGGAGAAGAGAGAGCUGGUGGAGGUGAGCCCGUUAGAAAACGCCAUCUCUGUGGUGGAGAAUAAGAACCAGGAGCUGCGGACUUUGAUCAGCCAGUACCAACACAAGCAGCUGCACGGCAACAUCAACCUGCUCAGCAUGACGCUCAACGGGGUCAUCGACGCCGCUGUUAACGGAGGCAUCGCCAGAUACCAAGAGGCUUUCUUUGAUAAGGAGUACAUCACGAGCCACCCUGAAGACACUGAGAAGAUUACACAGCUUAAAGACCUGAUGCAGGAGCAGGUUCACAUCCUGGGAGUCGGUCUGGCUGUGCAUGAGAAGCUGGUGCACCCAGAAAUGCGUCCCCUGCACAAGAAGCUGAUAGAUCAGUUCCAGAUGAUGAGGAGCAGCCUCUGCCACGGUCUGCCUGGUUUAGACAAGUCCGGCUCAGGGCCCAACACACCCAGAGGAAUCCUGGCCACUCACGGCCCCAUGAGCCCCGAGAGCUUCAAACUGAUGCACCGACACAGUGAGAUGGGAAACGUUGGCAAUCUGCUGAUCCUGGCUGACGGCAUGGUGGUGGAA
Oreochromis aureus is the source of this 3903-nucleotide messenger RNA. Its product is annotated as dedicator of cytokinesis protein 3. Gene Ontology annotation, biological process: small GTPase-mediated signal transduction. The annotation marks the transcript as partial. The transcript is spliced from 36 exons. Gene Ontology annotation, molecular function: small GTPase binding; guanyl-nucleotide exchange factor activity. Gene Ontology annotation, cellular component: cytoplasm; plasma membrane. NCBI's taxonomy places the organism in Eukaryota, Metazoa, Chordata, Actinopteri, Cichliformes, Cichlidae. The record is from RefSeq and is a predicted model, not a curated record.